Messenger RNA from Rotaria sp. Silwood2, 420 nucleotides. Lineage: Eukaryota; Metazoa; Rotifera; Eurotatoria; Philodinida; Philodinidae. The record is from the annotation of a GenBank genome assembly.
AUGACACAACCGUGGAAACGUAAUGAAAUUCUAUUUAGAUUACCUACUAAUAUUGUAUUUCAAUGUAUCUGUCUAUUUUUAGAUGAAAUAUUUGGCUGUUUCGACGAUAUCCCAACAUGUUUACUUGGUUGGUGCUGUUCUUGUUAUUUAUUUGGUCAAAAUGCGGAAAAAAUUGAUGGAUCAAGCAAAAUCGGCAUGUGUGUGGGUUACUUUUGUUUAUCAGGCUGUUAUCUGUGUUGUUUACUUCAUAAGCCACGACGACAAGCCCUACGUUAUGCAUAUAGUCUCGAAGAAAGUCCUAGUGAUUUGCUUGCUACAUGUUGUUGUAGUGCUUGUGCUAAUUGUCAAGAAGCAAGAGAAAUGAAUGAACGAGGAAUACAAUCUGGUAAUCGUAUUCCAGUAACUUCUCAACCUCGUUAA